This is a messenger RNA of Nylanderia fulva, 981 nucleotides long. RefSeq lists its product as uncharacterized. NCBI's taxonomy places the organism in Eukaryota, Metazoa, Arthropoda, Insecta, Hymenoptera, Formicidae. Gene Ontology annotation, molecular function: nucleic acid binding. The record is from RefSeq and is a predicted model, not a curated record.
AUGGGUGACUUGCCUGCGCCCCGAGUGACGCCAGGAAGACCAUUCCUCCAUACUGGCGUCGACUACGCCGGACCCGUCUGGCUGCGAAGUGCCAAAGGCCGCGGGCAAAAAUCUUCUAAGGCCUUCAUUGUCGUUUUCAUCUGUUUAGGUUCCAGGGCCGUCCAUCUUGAUGUCGCCUUGGACUACUCGGCCGACGCCUUCUUGGCAUCCUUGCGUCGGUUCAUCGCUCGGCGAGGUGUAUGCCAAACGCUAUACAGCGACUGUGGGACCACCUUCAUAGGCGCCGACACGCAACUCCGAGACUUAUUCGCAGCCACAAACCCUGAAGGCCGUCGCAUCGCCUCCUUCGCUGCUCAGGAACAAAUUCAGUGGCGGUUCAACCCGCCGGCUGCGCCCAACUUCGGUGGCAUCUGGGAAGCGGCAGUCAAGUCAAUGAAGCACCAUCUUCGCAGAGUGAUAGGAGAAGCUACACUCACCUACGAGGAGAUGGCCACUCUCCUCUCCCAGGUCGAGGCUUGCCUCAACUCUCGGCCGCUGCAACCGCUGACCGACGACCCGGAGGACUUCAGCGCGCUGACGCCCGGCCAUUUCUUCAUCGGCUCCGCGCUCUCCGCCGUCCCCGAACCGUCGCUGACCGAGGAAUCGUCGUCGCGCCUCUCCCGGUGGCAGCUUCUACAAAAGAUGAAAGAUCAUUUCUGGUCUCGAUGGUCUCGCGAAUAUCUGCACACGCUGGCUCAUCGGCCGAAAUGGUUCAAAAUAAACCGGGAAGCUCGCGUCGGUCGACUUUGUUUAAUCCGUCACGAAAUGACUGCUCCAACGAGGUGGCCUCUAGCGCGCAUCACCAAAUUGCUCUCCGGAGCCGACGGACACGUUCGCGUUGUCGAGGUCCGCACCGCCACCACUGUCUUGACCCGACCCGUUAGCAAACUCGUUUUCCUUCCCGACGCUGACGAACUGCCACCUAAAACCCAAAGCGAUUAG